AUGAGCAGCUCUGAAAACGAAGAUUGGGAGUGCCCUCUGUGCAUGGAGGAGCUCGACAUUGACGAUCGGGGGUUCUUCCCCUGCGAAUGUGGUUACCAGAUUUGCCGAUUCUGCCACAACCGUCUCUCGCAAGACUACGGCGGACGGUGUCCCGCAUGCCGAAGACUCUAUUCGGAGCAAACGCCUCGGUGGAAGCCGAUUUCUGCGGCCCAAAUGGCAAAGAUUCGCAACGAAAAGAAGGCCAAGGAGCGUGAGCGGCGCGAAAUCGAAGGCAACAACCGAAGGCACCUGGCGAAUGUGCGUGUGGUGCAGAAGAACCUCGUCUAUGUCAUUGGCCUGCCAAUAAACCUGGCCACGGAGGAGAUUCUGAAGGGACACGACUACUUUGGGCAGUUUGGCCGUAUCAACAAGAUUGUCAUCAACCGGCGACAAGCGGGCAGCAAUGCCCACCAUCCGACGGUGGGUGUAUAUGUCACAUACGCAACCAAGGACGAUGCAGCGCGGGCGAUUAACGCGGUGGAUGGCAGCAUGCUUGAAAACCGUGUGCUGCGCGCAACGUUUGGUACGACAAAGUACUGCUCGUACUAUCUGCGCAACAUCCCUUGCCAGAACCCGGGAUGCAUGUACCUUCACGAGCCGGGAGAGGAGGCGGACAGCUUCACCAAGGAGGACCUCGCUGCCAAGUAA
This is a messenger RNA of Linderina pennispora, 687 nucleotides long. RefSeq names its product CCR4-NOT core ubiquitin-protein ligase subunit MOT2. Gene Ontology annotation, molecular function: ubiquitin-protein transferase activity; RNA binding. NCBI's taxonomy places the organism in Eukaryota, Fungi, Kickxellomycota, Kickxellomycetes, Kickxellales, Kickxellaceae. Bases 1 to 687 code for a protein of 228 amino acids. The transcript is spliced from 4 exons. Gene Ontology annotation, cellular component: CCR4-NOT complex. The record is from RefSeq and is a predicted model, not a curated record. Gene Ontology annotation, biological process: protein ubiquitination.